Yarrowia lipolytica CLIB122 is the source of this 942-nucleotide messenger RNA. RefSeq lists its product as uncharacterized. Gene Ontology annotation, cellular component: mitochondrion. The record is from RefSeq and is a predicted model, not a curated record. Gene Ontology annotation, molecular function: (3R)-hydroxyacyl-[acyl-carrier-protein] dehydratase activity. NCBI's taxonomy places the organism in Eukaryota, Fungi, Ascomycota, Dipodascomycetes, Dipodascales.
AUGCUACGACAGUUCAUCCGUUCUUACUCUACAGCGUCAUCAAGCACAGCCAGCUCAAUUGCAGCGCUCAAGGCUCGGGCUCCUUGGAGAAAGCUCGAUUAUGUCUCUCCCACCCAAUCUCAGAUGCUCAAGACUUCCAUCAGUCAUCUAUUCCAGCAGCCCGAAAAGCAGUUUCAGGUGGGUGAUGCCGUGCCUCCGGGCUUCCACAUGGCCUACUUCAACCCCUGCGACCCUGAACCCACCCUCGCAUCCGACGGGUACUCUGAACAACAGGCUCCAGGCGAACCAUAUGUCAACCGCAUGUGGCUGGGAGGCUCUGUGGAGUUCCACAAGGGACGGCAGCUGUCCAUGGGUGAACAGUCCACAUGUUCCGAAUCUCUGGUUCAGGUGAGAGAGCCCGGAUCAAGCACAUCAGGUGAUAAGCUGCUGGUUACGAUCCAGAGAGAUCUCAGAAACGAUUCUGCUCCGGCCGAAGAGCCUGCUGUCACUGAGAAACGAACUCUCAUUUAUAUGAAGGCCGAAACGGGUCAGAAACGAGGUGCUACCUUUGAAAAGAUAAUCUCCCCUCCGGAUGGAGCUACCCACUCUGUGUCCUUUGUUCCCUCUUCAACACUGCUGUUCCGGUACUCAGCGCUGACCUUCAAUGGACACAAGAUUCAUUAUGACCCCGAUUAUGCUCGAGAAGUGGAGUCUUUGCCUGCUGUCAUCGUGCAUGGACCUCUUACCGUGACUCUCAUGCUGACCUGGAUGAACGGCGUCAUUCAGAAGGAUCUGCCCGGCAAGCGUAUUGCUGCUUUUGAGUACAAGAACGUGCUCCCCCUGUUCUGCAACAAUGAGCUGACGUUGCGAUGCAAGCCUCUCAUGAACUCGGACGGAUACAAGGUCUGGAUCGAGAACCACCACCAAAGUCUCUGCAUGAAUGGUACUGUAAAGGUGGAGUAG